AUGUCGUCCGACCUACCAACCGCCGCCGACUCCAGCCGUUCCCCGGCCGCCGACUCCACCCAUUCUCCGGCCGCCGUCACGGAAGCUCCAGCCCCGCCGCAACCCCAGCCGCACCAUGCUCCGCCGUCGCCAUUCAGCCCCGUGCCCGACGAGACGGGAUCCCCAGUCCAUCCCCAUCCCCCACCCCAGCAGCACCACCCUUCGCCGCCGUCCUCCCCUUCCGCGGCCGACGAGACGCAAUCCCCAGUCCAUCCCCGUCCCCAACCCCUCCCGCACCACCCUUCGCCGUCGCCAUUCCCCGCCGUGCCCGACGAGACGGAAUCCCCAGUCCAUCCCCAGCCCCAACCCGAACCGCACCGCCCAUCGCCGUCGUCCUCCCCUACCACGGCCGACCAGACGCAAGCCCUAGCCCAGACCCCUCCGCAACCCCAAGCCCAACCUUCAUCGUCGUCCUCCCCCGCCACGACCGAGACACAAACCCCAGUCCAGCCCCAGCCCCAGCCCCAGCCCCAGCCGGCCCAUUCGUCGCCGCUUCCUUCAGGGGACGACGACGACGUGGUCAUCACGGGAGCAUUCGAUGGAUCAGACGGUGCGGCGGCGGCGGAUGAGCGCGUGAAGGGGCCGUGGUCGCAGGAGGAGGACGCCCUGCUAACCAAUCUGGUGACGAUUCACGGGCCCCGGAACUGGACCCUCAUUGCGCAAGGGAUCGCCGGCCGCUCCGGCAAGUCCUGCCGCCUCCGCUGGUGCAACCAGCUCGACCCUCAAGUCAAGCGCAAACCCUUCACUGAGGAGGAAGACCAAAUUAUAAUGAAUGCUCACACAGUUCAUGGGAACAAGUGGGCAUCUAUCGCCAAGCUUUUGGUUGGGAGAACUGACAACGCGAUCAAGAACCACUGGAAUUCUACUCUGAGGCGCCGCUACUGCACUGAUAGCCGAUGCGCACGAGGUGCUUCUGUGGAGCAACCUAAUACAGAGAUGCCCAGGGCUGUUUCAGCUGAACCGUGGCCAUUAUCGUGUCCUAGUUCCUUCAACGUUACGGAAAUAAAGGAAGCUCCCGUGCAAACGGUAUCUGAAAGCUCUGCUGUGCCAUUGCAAACCAGAGCUAAUAAUAGCAGUCCCUCAAAAAUAAUCAGAGUUAAUAACACUUGUAGCACUGAAGUUGUUGAUCAGCCACACCUGGUCCGACCAGUUGCUGUGCUAGGUGCUUUCAGACCAUACAGUAUUGGACCUGCUCAAUCAACGCAAAUGGAAAGGUCAAGUUCUACCAAGUUUGUCUCAACCAUUCAAGCUGUCACGCCUGAGACUGCGGUUUCCAAGUUUGCUGAUACUACAUGCUUUGCUGCUGACGUGCCAAACAAAUGUGGGCAUGGUUGCUGCGGCACUAAGAAGCGGCCUCGCGGCAACUCAUUGUUGGGUCCUGAGUUUAAUGAGUUUGAAGAUCAUCCCCCAAUUCUGAGCAGUAGUCUUGCUUCGCUGGUAUCUGAAAUUAGCAGCAUUGCCUGGAUGAACAGCAGUUUGCAAAGCAGUGACACUGGCAACUUAUUUCGGUCUAAUCCUUCUCCUGACAAAUUAGGAAUCAUGCGAGUUGGAAUACUGAAAUAUUGGCAAUUGUACUGUUCAGACCUAAUCAAGUCAUCAGGAUUAUACUCCAUCUGCAGAUUCAAAGGUUAUAUACUAGGCAUGGAUGAUGUUGCUUAAGCCGGAGAAAAAAAAAAAGCUGUGCUCCUUCUCCUUAUACACAGGCAGGGUCAUAUAAUCUUUUCAACAUGAAACUUGAAGCCUGUCACCAGCUGGUUGGUUCCGGGACCCUGCGCUGUCUCAAUUAUAUGAUAUGCAUGCUGAAUUGGUGAUAUAAAGAUUCUGUACCUCGUGUGGGGGCGGCCAUGGAUACUGAUUGGAGAGGUGCAUCAAAAUAUUCUGUGCUUUUAACCAAUUAUUAUGAUUUAGAUUAGAUGGAUUAGGUUCCGUUCUUCCCAGCUUCGAUGAUUUGGCAGGGUGAACCCAAGGGCUGACAAUGGGUUCAUAUUUUGCAAUCAAACUUCCAAAUUCUA
Molecule: messenger RNA, 2051 nt
Organism: Lolium rigidum
Lineage: Eukaryota; Viridiplantae; Streptophyta; Magnoliopsida; Poales; Poaceae
Product: transcription factor MYB1-like
Biological process (GO): regulation of DNA-templated transcription
Cellular component (GO): nucleus
Molecular function (GO): RNA polymerase II cis-regulatory region sequence-specific DNA binding; DNA-binding transcription factor activity, RNA polymerase II-specific
Source: RefSeq, a predicted model, not a curated record